CGAUAAGGAUAAUUAAUGACUACAGAAAUAAUCUCAAAGAAAAAUAAACAAUUAACGAUUAUUGUCAUCGUGAGAGACUUAUUGUUGAAAAUUUUAAUCUCACUUAUUUUUCAUUAAACUGUUGAAUAUGGAGGAAAAUCAAUCUAAGGUAGUUGUAAAGUGGAGUGGCCGCGAGAUUGAGAUAGAAUAUGGUCCGAAUGAAACCGUCUCGGACUUGAGGAACUCCAUAUAUCAACAAACCAAAGUUAAGCCUGAAAGGCAAAAAUUGUUAAAUUUAAAAUUUAAGGGCAAAACACCAGAAGAUUCAUGUAGCCUUUCUUCAUUGAAAUUAAAAUCAGGCUUUAAAAUUAUGAUGAUGGGUUCACUGGAAGAAGAAAUUGAAAAAGUUAACGUGGAACCUCAGGAUAUGCCAGAAGUUGUUAAUGAUCUCGAUAUUGAAGAGGAAGAAAUAGCUAUAGAGAACCAGGAAGUGUAUUUAGCUAAGAUUGAAAAGAGGAUUAAGGAUUAUGAAAUUAAAAUUCUAAAUGAGCUCCGUCCAGAAAAAAAGCUAUUAGUGUUAGAUAUAGAUUAUACUCUUUUUGAUCAUAGGUCAAGUGCUGAAACUGGAAAUGAGUUGAUGAGACCUUACCUGCACGAAUUCUUAACUUCAGCUUAUACUGAUUAUGAUAUAGUGAUUUGGUCUGCAACUGGAAUGAAAUGGAUUGAGGAAAAAAUGAAACUUUUAGGAGUGUCAUCUCAUAGUGCUUAUAAAGUUGCUUUCUAUUUAGAUUCUCUUGCUAUGAUCUCUGUUCACAUUCCUAAGUAUGGUGUUUUAGAUGUGAAACCUUUAGGUGUAAUAUGGGGCAAGUUUCCUCAGUUUUCCCCAAAAAACACAAUUAUGUUUGAUGAUAUAAGAAGGAAUUUUAUAAUGAACCCUAAGAAUGGACUGAGGAUACGCCCCUUUCGUCAAGCUCACUUAAACAGAGCUACUGAUCAGGAACUUCUAAAGUUAUCUAAAUAUUUGAAAGAUUUGGCACAAAAUUGUGAUGAUUUUUCAGCAGUUAACCACAGACACUGGGAAAGAUAUAAUCCCAAAAGAAGACGUUGACAUUUUAUUUUUUAAUAAAUUUGUUAAGAAAUGUGUUCUUUUACUUAAAUUAAAUUUUUGGGAAGCUA
Molecule: messenger RNA, 1155 nt
Organism: Harmonia axyridis
Lineage: Eukaryota; Metazoa; Arthropoda; Insecta; Coleoptera; Coccinellidae
Gene: Ublcp1
Product: ubiquitin-like domain-containing CTD phosphatase 1
Exons: 3
Coding region: 128-1087 (319 amino acids)
Biological process (GO): protein dephosphorylation
Cellular component (GO): nucleus
Molecular function (GO): protein serine/threonine phosphatase activity; protein binding
Source: RefSeq, a predicted model, not a curated record